This is a messenger RNA of Anopheles bellator, 5823 nucleotides long. RefSeq names its product cilia- and flagella-associated protein 44. The transcript has 8 exons. NCBI's taxonomy places the organism in Eukaryota, Metazoa, Arthropoda, Insecta, Diptera, Culicidae. The record is from RefSeq and is a predicted model, not a curated record. The coding region runs from base 1 to 5823 and encodes 1940 amino acids. Gene Ontology annotation, molecular function: protein binding.
AUGGACAAUUUUCCGGCGCCAGUGGAAGCCGCUAACAAACCGGCUCGUCACGAUGGAAAAUCGUUGAUAUCGAAACCGAUACGCAACUCGUCGUGCACCAUUCCGAACGAGUUGCUCGAGUUCGACUACUCCUACGGCUACGACUGCAAGCGCUACUUCAAUCUGUGCAAAAUCGAAGAGAAUGUGCUGGUGUUUGCGUCGGGAAAUUUGAUUCACUUCUUCCACGUCGGGACACGUACCGUUACGACCCGCCGCAGCUCGACCGGCGGUGGUAUCGGCUGCAUCACGGUUAACCCGUGCACCGAGUACUGCCAUCUGACUGUGGCCGAAAACGGAGUCAAUCCACCGAUCAUCAUCUACCAGUACCCGGAGAUGGAGGUGGUUAGCGUUUUAGUCGGUGGCACCACGGCCGGUUACUCUCGCGUCGACUAUUCGGGCGAUGGGCGGCUGCUGAUCUCGCAGGGCAUCGAACCGGACUACAUGCUCACGGUGUGGAACUGGGCCGAGGGUGAGAUCGUGUUGCGCUGCAAGUCCUUCUCGAACGAUGUCAUCAACGUGAUGUUCUCACCGAGCGUCCCGGGGCACAUCACAACGUGCGGGCUCGGUCAUGUCAAGUUCUGGAAGAUGUCCAACACCUUCACCGGCCUCAAGCUGCAGGGUGAGCUGGGGCGCUUCGGGAAGACGGAAAUCUCGGACAUCAUCGGCUUGCUGCCCCUGCCGGACGAGAAGGUGCUGUCCGGGUGCCAGUGGGGCAACAUCCUGGUGUGGGAAGCCGGGCUCAUCAAGCUGGAAGUGUGCCGGAAGGGCCGGAAGCCUUGCCACGAGGGGCCCAUCACGCAGCUGAGUAUGCGCGGCAGCGAGAUCAUGACGGCGGGGCUGGACGGUAAGAUAAAGAUCUGGUUCUGGGAGACGGUCGAGUUGGCCGACCCACCGGAUGACGAUCGGUUUGUGGAGAUCGAACCGAUCAUGGAGUUUCGCAUCGGAACCGACGCGACGCAUCACAGCGAGUUGAUGUGUUUGGUGAGCAGGGAACAGGGAGAGUUCCAGUGGUACGCUCAGGACGGGGCGGGAGGAAUUUGGUUGUGCGAUCUGACACCGGCCCAUCACACGGAGCCCCCGCAGCAGCUGUUUCGGUGCCACGCCGGACCGAUUGCGGCGGUCCAGACCAGCCCGGUGUCGGGUCACGUCGCUACACUCGGCGUGGAUGGCAAACUGUGCGUUUACGACUACCACAAGCGCGAGCUGCUGCUAACCCAUCAGUUCCAGUACUCGGGGAGGACCAUGCUGUGGCUCCCGGUAACGCUGGAUCCCACCGGAGCUAUCUUGGUGCUCGGCUUCAGUGAUGGGUUCCUGCGAACCGUGGCAGUGAACCUACACGAUGGCCAUCUGGCGUACCCGGAGAAUCGCGUCAAUCUGAUACAGCUGCUUAAGCCACACACCGAAGCGGUCACGGCGCUUGCGCUCAACGGCUCCGAAACCAUUCUGGUGUCCGGUUCGGAGGACAGGACGAUCUUCGUGCACCGAUUCGUUCGCACGGGACCACACGUAACGAUCGAACCGAUCGGGCUGGUCUACACUCCGUCGGCGGUUAGCUCGUUGAACUGGAAGCCAGGCUCGGCCGCCACGGCACUGGUCGGUUGCCGACUAGGGCAACUGUUGGAGGUGGACCUACCGGAGCAGGAGGUCGACUACACGACCAUCUCCUACCAUCUGCGGCACGUCGAGAUCAAGCAGCUGGUGUUCCAGUCGGUCAAGUCCGAAAUCAAACGCAACCUUCUGAUCGCGGACACCGAACGGCGGAAGCAGGAGAAGCGGGCCAAGAAGCAGCAGUCACUGGACCGGCUGCGGCAGGCGGAUCCGAAGGCGGAGAUCAACGAGGAAGCGUUUCUGGCCGACUCGGACGAGGAGCAGGACCUGGAACCGCUCUACAUCCCGAAAGUGCCCAGCCCGAUACUGUGGGCGCGGUACACGGACGAGGACACGCUGUGGCUGUCGAUGGGUGGGUACGACGCGGGGUACGUGUACGAGUAUGGGUUCGACGAUGAAGAUCCUCUCUCGUGCACACCGAUCCCGGAUGCCGAGGACACGGAACUCACCUGCUUCUUGCAGGACACCCACUACACCAUUUAUGGCGCCAGCGAUGGGUCCGUGCGGGUGAAUCGAACGAAGCAGGACUUUCGGGAUCUGGGUGACCAUUGGACACUGCCGAUGCACGAUAACCGAACCGGGCGGAUCACGGGCUUGGCGUUCAGUUAUGACUUCUCGUACCUCUUCAGCGUCGGCACCGAUGGUAACCUGUUCGCCUACCGCUGGUACGGUGCUGGGGACGCGUUUCAGGCCGUGCCACCGAAACCGUUGGAGAAAGGUGUCAAACGUGUGUUCGACAUCGCCGAGCAGGGCUUCCCGUCGCUCGAGCAGCAGAAGGCGAAACGAGAAGCGGACCGAUUGGCGAAAAUUGUGACCGACCGUAGGGAGGUGGUCCGGAAGAAGGUGGCCGAGCAUCGGGAGCGGUUCGUCGCACUGCUCGAACGGAAUCGUGCGUUGCCCCCGGCGUACCGUAUCCCCGUGACGGACUUUGUGCUGGAUGAACGGAUCAUGGACGAUUUGAGGGAGCAGCUCGAAGCGGACAUGAGUCUGGUGCACCGCCGGAUGGCGUUCGAUGUGGAAAAGGUGCGCAUAACGGCGCGUAAGCUGAGCCAAUUCUUUCUGGAACCGCUCGAAAGCUUUCCGAUCGAGGUGUUGGCCGUGAGGAGCGAACGGAGCGUCAAGAGUUUCCGUAUCGAAAAGCUGGACGAUGAGUACUUCGAGACCGUCAAAGAGGUUGACCGACUGGUCGAGGCGGAAGAACUACGGAAGCGCCGAUUCAUUGAGUUGUGUAAAACUCCGGAGGACAGGCAUCCCGAGACGUCCCCGACGAAACGCAAGGACCGCCGUAAGGACUCUCAGAUGCAGAGAAAAGAGUCGUUCCUUGAGGGUCUGUCACAGUCGACGAUCGACUUCAAGCUGGAAAGCAAAAUGAGGCGCCUGUUGGCGAAGUACCGCGAGCGAAAGAACCAGGAAACGGUCCGGCAGCAGGAGUGGGAAGCGCACAAGGCGGCCAAGCCGGACCCGAACGUUAACGAUCCGGCCGACGAUCAGGCCAUCCAGGAAGCGGCCGGUUCGAUCGGUGACUACAACCUCAAGAGCGACCCCGAGUACGAACCGUCGGAGGAGCGGGUCGAAAGUGCCACCGGCAAGUACCGGGAGCUGUUGCGUGUCCGCCAGGAAAUGUUCACCAUCCAGAGCGCGUACAAUCGCAAGGUGUUUGCGUUGCGCGAGCAGAAGCUCGACCUGAUGCGCUACGUGGCCAAACAGAAGCGUAAGCUGCGGGACAUUUACGAAGAAAUUCCGGCCGACAAACGAAAGUCGCUGCCGGUCGAGGUAACCAUCAACGUGGACGUCGAAUACGCUGACGAUCGGUACAAGUUCGAAGAGGAUCGAACUAAUUUCGAUAGCCCGAGUCAAGCGGAUACUCCCAAAGGACCGGGUACCAAGGGAACGCUGGCGUACUUCGAUUCGAUCGCAAAAGACGCUCUGGGAUUGGCCGAUGCUGAGGGUACAACGCGUCCACCGAUGGCUAACAAGCACGAGCAGGAACUGCGGGACGAGCGUCUCGUCAGGAAGCUGUUCAAACAGGACAAGAUCAUCGGUAAGGUGGCCGGACGCAUCGGCCAGUUCGACGAUGAGCUCGCCAAACUGUCCCAGGAACGGUUGCAGGUCGAGACGGAUGCGAAAUUGUUGGAAAACUUUCAGCUCACCCUGUACCAGGAGCUGUGGAUACUGCGCGACUUUAGCAAGAUCGAAACGGAGAUCGUGCGGGGCGUGGAGGAGAUAACGAUCGAGCGGAACGAGCUCCUGAGGGCGGUGCACGAUGCGAGGGCCGCGAUCGAGCUGGUAGAGCAGGAGAUCGAGACGAUACAGCGAGAGCAACGGUCGAACCUGCACCGGUUCAACUCGGCCUGCCUGGACAACGAGUACGCCAAGGUGAUGAAGCGGAUCUACAAGAAAAAGUACAAACCGUGCAAAAUCAACGACAACGAGUCGGACUCCUCGUCCGAGUACUCCUCGGAGGAUAUCGAAGGGCUGGAGGUUGCGAACGAGGGAGAGGUUAGCAAGGUGUUCCUGGAUCUCAACCAGUGUCCGGCCGGCUGCGAUCCGGACCUGUACGGGCUGGCUAUCCAGCUGCGCAACGAGAAGCUGGACUUGCAGCGCCGUCACUACGCCGAGGACAAGACGCUGAAAGAGUGGCACCGCAACCUGGAGAACCUGAAGCCGAGCCUGGCCGAAACGAACGUCCGGUUGGGGCGCAAGAAGGACGAGCUGCUGGAGUUGCGGCGCGACAAGCAGCGGCGCCUGAACGACAUCGACACGCUGGUGAUCGUGCGGAUGGAUCAGAUGCAGUACUUUCGCACGGAAACCGAGUUCCACGACGUGGAGAGCAGCCUCAUGUUUAACCGGGACGCGCUGCUCACCCUGUACUCCCGGGUCGACCAGUUGGCCGCGGAAACACUGGAGACCAAACGGAAGCACCGGGUCAAUGUGGUCCACCUGGCGCGCAUGAAGACGGACAUCAAGUACAUGCGCCAGCAGCUGGUCUCGCUGAAGGAGACGAUCAACGGGACGAUGAUGAAGAAGUUCGGGCGCGUUAUCGAUCUGGACGAGCUCGAGGAAACGAUCCUGCGCCAGUACACGUUCGAGAUGCGCGCAAACUUGGACGACGUGAAGAAGAGCUACGCCGAACGGACCAAGGAUCUGAAGAAGCUGUACGCCAGAAAGCAGGAAGAGCUGAAGAAGGUCAUCCAGGAGGGCACCGAGAAGCUGCACAUUCUGACCGUCCUCCAGGAGGAGUACAACAAUCUGGAGAAAUCGCUGGCCCACCAGAGGGCGCUGCAGGAAAAGCGCAAUCAUCCGCAGCCCACCUACUCGGACGAUCUGACAAAGUUGCGCGAGAUUGCCAAAAUCCAGAAGGAACAGAUCAACACGCUACAACGCGAGAUACGAACACUGAGCAUGAAGUGUAAGCCGCUGUCGGCGGAAAGUCCGGACGUGGAGAUUAUCAUCCCGCCGCCGGUCACGGGCGGCAAACCGCUCCCGCUGGCGGACGAGUCCGUGUACAACGCGGUGAUGGAUUCGGCACCGCCAAGCACCCGUGCCAGUUCGCCGGAUAACUUCCUGUACAACGAAAUUUCCGGCCUUAUCGAUGACUUCCUGAUGGAGCAGCUGGGGUCGCACGUGCUGCAGUCGGACAUUAAGCGCGUGGUAAACCACCUGGCCCACUACCUGUCCAACAUCAUACACAACUUUGCACCCGAACACGCUAGCGAUCUGUUGCCACACAUCAUCGAGAACUUCAAGUCCUUCAUCCCGGAGGAGCUGCUGAUCACGAUCCCACCGCAGGCCAUCGCCGAGCUGAUCGAGAGCAUCUUCCGCACGUUCAAGGAGGGCUACGACAUCGACACCAAGGAGAUCUUGGGCGAGAUCGUGAGCAACAGUCUGGAGAUGAUCUUCCCGGCGUCGCAAAACUACUCGCACAACAUUCUGGUGGACAUCAUGAAGCAGGUCCUGGCGACGCUGCACCUGGCCGACGUAAGCCACCCGGACACGGUCGGGUUCGUGGCGAACGGGAUCCGCCACAAGCCGGGGAUCGACGCGGAUGACGUCAACGUGGCGCUGGUCUGCGAGGAGCUGCUCGUGUACGCGCAGGAGAACACGGUCGAAGACAUCACACUCGACACGAUCAGGACCGUCAUCGAAGGUAUUCUGCAGUGCGUGCGAGACCAGUAA